AUGAGCAAUUCACUUCCCAUGGAAAUGCGCAAGUGUAUUGGUGAGCAAGAGGAAGAAGACGAGAGUAUAAAGGAAUUAUACGGGCUAGGAGGACGGACAUUUCUGGUACUUAAUCUAGCACCGGUGGGUUGUUACCCGUUGUUUUUGGCGGGGCUACCACACAAUAGCUCCGACCUUGAUGCAUUCGGAUGCGUAAUUUCCUAUAACAAUGCAGUGGUGGACUACAACAACAUGUUGAAGGAAGCUCUGAAUCAAACCAGACAAGCAAUCCCAGAUGCUUCUCUGAUAUAUGUGGAUACUCAUGCUGUUCUGCUGGAGCUCUUCCAGCACCCCACAUCUCAUGGUUUAUAA
Camellia sinensis is the source of this 351-nucleotide messenger RNA. The record is from RefSeq and is a predicted model, not a curated record. Lineage: Eukaryota; Viridiplantae; Streptophyta; Magnoliopsida; Ericales; Theaceae.